This is a messenger RNA of Trifolium pratense (red clover), 1991 nucleotides long. RefSeq names its product UDP-glycosyltransferase 92A1-like. The transcript has a single exon. NCBI's taxonomy places the organism in Eukaryota, Viridiplantae, Streptophyta, Magnoliopsida, Fabales, Fabaceae. The record is from RefSeq and is a predicted model, not a curated record. The coding region runs from base 113 to 1582 and encodes 489 amino acids. Gene Ontology annotation, molecular function: UDP-glycosyltransferase activity.
AAAGUAGACCAAAAUAAAGCCAAGACAGCACAGUCUCUCUCAUUGAACAUUGAACAAGAACACCACCUAUCACAAAAACAAACACACUCUGCAUUUCCAAACCAAACCAACAAUGGCAGAAAAACAAUCAAUAGUACUAUUCCCAUUCAUGGCACAAGGUCACAUAAUCCCAUUCUUAGCACUAGCCCUAAACCUUGAACAAAAAUCCAAAAACUACAACAUAAUCAUAAUCAACACACCACACAACAUCCAAAAACUUCAACCAUCACUCCCACCAAAUUCCUCAAUCAAACUCAUCACUAUCCCUUUCAUUUCUUCUGACCAUAAUCUCCCUCCAAACACUGAAAAUACCGAUACUGUCCCUUACAAUCUUGUCAUCAAACUCCUUCAAGCUUCUCUUUCUCUUCAAUCACCUUUCAAAAACAUCAUUAAAAACAUCUUAACCCAACAACCUCAAAAACACAAACUUUGUAUCAUUUCUGAUAUUUUCUUUGGUUGGACUUCAAUUGUUGCUAAACAACUCGGUGUUUUUCAUGUUGUUUUUAGUGGUUGUAGUGGUUUUGGUUUAGCUUGUUAUUAUUCUCUUUGGAUGAAUCUUCCACAUAGAUUCACAAACUCUGAUGAUUUUUCAUUAAGCGAUUUUCCAGAAGCGCGUUUCAUUCAAAGAAAUCAAUUACCAAAUAACAUUUCACAAGCUGAUGGAUUUGAUGAUUGGUCAAUUUUUCAAAGAAAGAAUCUUUCUAACUGGGUUAACUCGGAUGGAAUUUUAUUCAACUCGGUUUCUGAUUUUGACUCGGUUGGGUUGAAUUACUUCGUUAAAAAGCUUCAGAUUCCGGUUUGGUCGAUUGGACCGGUUGUUCUCUCGACCGGAAACGGUUCAAGAGGAAAAGGGGGUGGAGUAAACCCUAAAAUUAUCAAAGCAUGGCUUGAUUCAAAACCAUUGAAUUCGGUUCUUUUUGUUUGUUUUGGAUCAAUGAACACAAUUUCAUCUGAACAAAUGAUGCAAUUAGGAAUCGCGUUGGAAAAAAGCGGAAAUUUUUUCAUCUGGGUAGUGAGGCCACCAAUUGGAUUUGAUAUAAAUUCAGAAUUCAAACCUGAAGAAUGGUUACCAUUAGGGUUUAUGGAGAAGACUGUGGAAACGGGAAAGGGUAUAAUUGUAAAUGAUUGGGCACCUCAAGUUGAGAUUUUGUCACAUGGGUCAGUUUCAGCUUUUUUAAGUCAUUGUGGUUGGAACUCGGUGUUGGAAUCGUUGAGUUAUGGUGUACCGAUUCUUGGUUGGCCUAUGGCAGCUGAACAGUUUUUUAAUUGUAAGUUUUUGGAGGAAGAGAUUGGUGUUUGUGUUGAAGUUGCUAGAGGGAAGAGUUGUGAGGUUAAGUAUGAAGAUAUUGUUGAGAAAAUUGAGUUGGUUAUGAGUGAGAGUGGUUUGAAGAUUAGAGAAAAUGCUUGUAAGAUUAAGGAUAUGAUUAGGAAUGCUGUGAGAGAUGAUAAUGAAGAUGGAUUUAAAGGGUCUUCUGUUAGAGGUAUUGAUGAGUUCUUAUCAGCUGCUGAAAAGAGUAAUAAAGCAGCUACACUAAGUGAAUAAUUUGAUUCUGGUUAAUGUGUUUUAUAUACUGUAAUUUGUGUCUUGAGCUCAGAAAGUUGAGUAUUAUUAACCUAUUUUCAUGAAAUUUAUUAUGAUAUAUGGUAUAUGAUUGCAGUGGUUAGUAAUUUGAUUUUCUAUUUCUAAUAAUAGUAUGCAAUGCAAGUGUGUUACUACUAGUAUUUUCUUGUCUAUGUCUAGAUUUAGAUACAUUCAUACACACAGCAAAAGAGGUCCAAGCUUCAGAUGAUUAACAAGGGAAGGUUGUACUUGUACCCCAGUGACAGAUAUGUUAUAUGCUUUUGUGGGAAACCAAAUCUUUGAGGCAGAUGUGGACAGUUUAAGUCAAUAAGUUAUAGAACAAAAUUUUUUCCUUGUGUUUUGAUCUAUAUGAUGGGUAACUAUAAGUCUC